Molecule: messenger RNA, 1129 nt
Organism: Malaya genurostris
Lineage: Eukaryota; Metazoa; Arthropoda; Insecta; Diptera; Culicidae
Exons: 3
Coding region: 105-947 (280 amino acids)
Source: RefSeq, a predicted model, not a curated record
GAGUCAGUCCUAUUGAUUCAUCACUUGCAGUACUAGUGUGGCCUUCUUGAUGAGAUAUUUACAGCUUCAACCUAGCUUCGUAGCUGUUGAUACCGACGACAGUAAUGGCUAAAACCAAGUGGAAUAUUCUGUUUGCCACUUUCGUAUUAUCCUGUCUCUCCUUGGCAGCACUCAUUGUAUCGCUUUGUACACCUUACUGGGUGGUCUCCGAAGCAUAUCAAUCACAAGCAUCCAGAAAUAGUGAUAUACAUUACGGACUCUUUGGAGGAUCGGUCACGAGAAAGAUUUUGCUCAGUCCAGCCUACUACGAUCUUACAGUUAUCUGCCUGUACGAGGAAAAUGUUUGCGUCUACAGCUGUCAGAAAAAAGAACAGCUUCGUGAGUCCGAAUUAUUGGAUAUGCUGAAUGGUCGGAAACCUCCGGAAUGUCCAUUGAGUAGCUCUAGAGCAGAAAGCUCAACCAGUUCACGGAAUAUAGCCAGUGAUUCGAAGGUGACAUCGAAAAGUGACUUCAUCAAUGCCGGCAUGUGGUUGACAACAGUCAUUUUUCUAGGAACAGCUACUGCCUUCGCUGGAGCAGCCUCCAGCUUCUCCAUCAUCAAUGUACUAUUCAACCCAAUAGAGCCUGUUUUCAGUGUGUUCGGACUGUACAUCUGGAAUGGUAUUGUAAUUGGUGCAUCGCUUAUGAGCAUGAUUAUCUGGGGCAUUCUGUUCGGAUCACAGCUAAGUGAAAACAUCAGUAUCACCGAUACACUAACUCCGGAAGCGCCUUAUAGUUCGACAGGAUUGGCCUCACUUGGAGCCAGUUAUUGGAUACUAUUUCUGCCACUGCUGUUCCAUGGAGCAAACAUUGGCCUUUUGCUAUGGAGGCAGUAUGCGAUCAAUAAAGAACCACCACCGACGACGAUCGAUGUCGAUAAGUCUGAUCUUACUAUUAUCAUGUAUUAGAAAUGAAUAUUGCAUAAGGAACGAAGAAGUGAUUAGAAAACAAAAGGGAACAUCUAAAAAUAGGUUGGACAAGAACCGAAAUUCAGCUGUUCAAAAGAACGAUCCGUUCGAUUCCAGUUAUCAGAAAAUAAAUUUAAAACAUGAUUUCCGCGUAACAAAUUCGAGACUAUUUUUCAGAAAAC